AUGAAAAAGAAUUUGUUUACUUUAAGAUUUCAUUUACAAAAUGUAAGAUAUUACAGUUUGAAUAAAAAAAAUUUAAUAAAUAUAAAUAAAAUAAUAAAAAAUACUGAUGGAUUUCAUGAAAAAAGAGAAAUGUUUAGAACGAACAACUUUAUUAAUGAAAUUAAGAAAUACAAUAAAAUAGCAAACAAAGAAAAUAUAAUAAAAAAAGAAAAUAUAAUAAACAAAGAAAAUAUAAUAAACAAAGAAAAUCUAGUAAGUAAAGAAAAUCUAGUAAGUACAGAUAGAAUAGAAAGGGAUGAUAAAAUAGAAAAAGUAGAGAAAAUUAAAUUAUUAAGAUUAAAAAAUUUUAAAUUGAUAACAUUCUGUGUAAUUACUACUUUGUUUUUUUAUUUUACGAUCAAAAAAGUACCAGAAGGAUAUGUAUGUUUAGUUGAAAAUAUAAAUGAUAAGAAAGUAUUACCAUAUAUUUAUGAUGAUAAAAUGACAUUUUUUUUUAAUCCUUUAAAAUAUAAAGUAAUUCUUAUGAGAACUGUUCCUAUACAAAAAAAGUAUGUAAAUAUUUAUGAAACUCUAGAUAAAAAAAAAAUUAAAGUAGUAUUAACAGUUAAAAUGAAACCUAAAAUCCCAUUUAUUAUUGAAAUUUACAGUUCUUUUGGUGUAAAUUAUAGCUCAAAAUAUAUCGAAAAGGAAAUGAAUUUAGAUAUUAAAAAUGUUGUAAAAAAAUAUAAAUAUAAUACAUUCUUUGAAGAAGAUUAUACUUCAAAUAAAAACGAAAUAUCAGUUGAUGAUAUAGUUGAUCAGAUAAUGGAGAGGUUCUAUGAUUGUUCAAUUUUUCACAAAGUUAUUCUUUUAGAUGCUACAAUAUUAUUUGAAAAAGUAGAUUAA
This is a messenger RNA of Plasmodium gallinaceum, 885 nucleotides long. Its product is annotated as prohibitin-like protein, putative. The record is from RefSeq and is a predicted model, not a curated record. The transcript has a single exon. Lineage: Eukaryota; Apicomplexa; Aconoidasida; Haemosporida; Plasmodiidae. The coding region runs from base 1 to 885 and encodes 294 amino acids.